This is a messenger RNA of Nilaparvata lugens (brown planthopper), 2760 nucleotides long. RefSeq names its product replication protein A 70 kDa DNA-binding subunit. The transcript has 12 exons. Gene Ontology annotation, biological process: meiotic cell cycle; DNA replication; telomere maintenance via telomerase. Gene Ontology annotation, molecular function: damaged DNA binding; single-stranded telomeric DNA binding. Bases 186 to 1895 code for a protein of 569 amino acids. Gene Ontology annotation, cellular component: DNA replication factor A complex; nucleus. NCBI's taxonomy places the organism in Eukaryota, Metazoa, Arthropoda, Insecta, Hemiptera, Delphacidae. The record is from RefSeq and is a predicted model, not a curated record.
AAAACGUGAACACAAACGCAAACUGCAAGUAAAACAUAGCCUGCAAUUUACAUUUUACAAAGUACCUACAAAGAAAGAACACUUGAACAAAGGGAACAGGAAAGCCAAGUGUUAUUUCAUUUUUAUGUUAACUCUAUAAUGUGUGUUGUAUAAUUGUUUAACGUUGUCGGUUUUGUUCUACAGAGAUGUCUAUCAAGCUAUCAGAAGGAUGUAUCCAGACGAUCAUGAAUGGAGGGGAAGUACUUAAUCCUGUUCUUCAAAUUCUUGGUCAUAAAAAGAUAGCUGGGAAUUCGUCGACUGAUCGAUACAGACUUCUCAUUUCGGAUGGAGUGCACUUGAAUAGCUUUGCCAUGCUGGCCACCCAGCUCAACGAUAAAAUAACGGCCGGAGAGUUAGCCGAGUACUCGAUUGUACAAAUAAAUCGGCACGUGGUCAGCAUGGUCAACAGCAACCAAGGCAAAACUGACAGUUGCGCUCUGGUCGAGGGAAGAUGUCAAACCAGAGGCGGAUUCGGUCGGCAGACGAAGACGCCACUGCAGUCGGGCGUGGAAAUGUCGCCGAUGUCCGGGCAACGCACGCACCCCAUCGCCUACCUGAGCCCCUAUCAGAACAAGUGGGUGAUCAAAGCGCGCGUGCUCAGUAAGUCGGCCGUGAAGACUUGGAGCAAUGCGCGCGGAGAAGGCAAGCUGUUCAGCAUGGACCUGGCCGAUGAGAGCGGAGAGAUCCGCGUCACCGCCUUCCGCGACCAGGUCGACAAGUUCUAUGACAUGAUUGAGGUAAAUAAAGUAUAUUUGAUCAGCCGUUGUCAGCUGAAGCAGGCCAACAAGAAAUUCACCAGUUUGAAAAACGACUACGAGAUGACUUGCACGUCAGAAACCAGAAUCGAGCCCUGCACUGAAGACUGCGGUGACAUCCCCAAAAUGAAAUUCAACUUCACAUCGUUGGUUGCUCUGCAAGAAGCACCUUUAGAGAACUCUGUAGAUGUGAUUGGAGUUUGCAAGAGAGUUGGUGAUCUCGCCACAGUAAUCCAAAGAACAACCAACAAAGAGCUGAAGAAGAGGGAUAUUGAGUUGGUCGACAACUCUCUCUCAUCGAUAAGUGUUACAUUAUGGAACAAUGAUGCGGAAAACUUCGAAGUUAACGGCGGCGAGCCGAUUGUAGCGAUCAGACAGGCGGGUCUGUCGGACUUUGGCGGCGGCCGAUCGCUGAGCGUGCGCGCCAGCUCCAACAUUCAGAUCAACCCCGACAUUCCAGAGGCACACAAACUGCGAGGCUGGUACGACGCGCUGUCUCACGACGCCAAGUUCAACAGCCUGUCUGCCAGAGGGGGAGCUAUGGAUGGAGGAAUGUCUAAUAGCAAGGCCAUUACCCUCAAGGAAGCCAAGAAUCAAAACACUGAUUCCGAUAAAGCUGAAUUCUUCAGUGCAUUCGCCCAUGUUAUGCACAUUCGUACUGAAAAUGUUUGCUACAAAGCUUGUCCGUCUUCAGAAUGCAAUAAGAAAGUUGUUGAUUUGAAUACAGGAGAAUAUCGGUGUGAAAAAUGUAACAGAGCAUCUCCAAACUUCAAAUACCGUCUACUGAUCAAUAUGCAGAUAGCGGACAUCUCGGAUGCGCAGUGGGUGAGUGCGUUCCAGGAUGUGGCCGAGCUGCUACUGAACACAACAGCUGAUGACGUCGGUAACAUGCUCAGUGACGAGAAGGCCAUCGAACAGCUGUUCCAGGUGCCGCUCUUUUCAUGCUACAACAUUCGCCUGCGAUCCAAGGUCGAAACGUUCAAUGACGAAAUGAGACGGAAAGUGGUUGUUGUUUCCAUGAAACCAGUAGAUAAUGGAGAGUAUGCCAAGUUCUUAUUGAAAGAGCUCCACGAAAUGACAGGUGUUAGCACAAGUAAUUGAAAAGUGAAAAUAACUCUUCCAAAGAAAAACAUUUGAAUUCACUACAUUUGAUCAUUUCCUCAAUUCAACUCUAUUUUUUCUUGAAUAAUGCUCAUAUCCUAUCUUUCUCUCUUUCUCUCUCGCGUCAUAAUUGUUAACCUUGUUUGAAAGAAAGGGGUUUUAAGUUAUACCUUUUACAGUCCUCCUUUUUCUUGAGUGAUUUUUAUUUUUCUGUAGUAUCCAAGUAACUGAGAUCUCAGUUCUGUAACCAUGAAAUCUGGAUUCAUUUCCUUCGAAAAUUGUAUGUAUGCCACGGAGAGGAAUUUUAUUAUUUAAUAAUCUUAUUUGUAAUAUCGGGACAAGAAAGAAUCUCACCCUCUAUUGUCCUUUUACAAAAUUGAAAAUAAAGUAGCAUAGCCUCAAGUAAGAUAGGUAAUAUACUCCACAAUGCCAACUAAAUAAUAAAUAAUAAUUGAAGAGAGAAGGACGAGAAGAAGCUAUUGCUUUAUUAGAACAUUCUAUAAUUUUUACAUACUUUAAAUUUUACUUGAAACUAUUCACACGUUAUACCCACAAGUUGAAAGUUACUCUUGUAUGUUUCUAUAUAUUUUUCAGAACUCAUGUACAACAUGGGAUUAAUAGCAGUUACUGUAGCUGCAUUGCUUAAACAUUUAACUACUGUAUUGUUAUUAUUGGCAUGUUGAUUCAAUUUUUGUAUUCAGUACUUUAUUCAAUAUUUUCAGUAUCCAAUUAUAUUAUAGAUCAAAUCAAUAUGACUUUGUACAUAUUUUCAGAAUCGAAACUAUAUUAUAAGCAAGUCAUAUUUUGCAUUUUGUAUUUGUUAACAUUUAUUAUGUAAUAAAAUAUAGUUUCACAAAUUAACCAA